This is a messenger RNA of Brettanomyces bruxellensis, 270 nucleotides long. RefSeq lists its product as uncharacterized. NCBI's taxonomy places the organism in Eukaryota, Fungi, Ascomycota, Pichiomycetes, Pichiales, Pichiaceae. The transcript has a single exon. Bases 1 to 270 code for a protein of 89 amino acids. Gene Ontology annotation, biological process: carbohydrate metabolic process. The record is from RefSeq and is a predicted model, not a curated record.
AUGGUGGCCAAUUUGGAGGAUUCACCAAAGCUUCCUCCAAGAAGAAUCACAUUCACUUUUCCAUAUCUUAAGAAGGCAACCCAGAUUGCAUUCUAUGCUCGGGGUUCUGGAAAGAAGCCUAUUUUAAAGAAGGUGUUUUCUGGAACAGCCACAAAUCUUCCUUCAGUUAAGGUGAACCAGUUCAAGAAGAUUCCAGUUUCAUGGUUUGUUGAUGAGGCGGCAAUCGAAGAUGCCAAUGUGAAAACGAGCACAUACAAAUCAGGAAACUAA